ACUUAGCUAUGCCAAAAAAUAAUACAGAUGAAGCAAUUGUAGUAGCCAGUUCUCACGUUUUGCAAUUUCAUAGAGAGUUAGCAGAAGUUAGGCAAUUAUCUAACCCACCUAAAGCUCCCAACCACUUUUUCUUAAAGAAAGGACUUAGAAAAAUUCAAAAUAUCAAUACUACUAAAAUUCCUACUAUGCAAGAUCUUGCAGAUGUAAUUAUGAUAUUAAGCAUAAAACCCACCGAAGUUGCCACUCUUCGUAUUAUCCAUUAUAAACCUGGUGAAUUGAAUCCUCCUGAAUGGUACAAGCCUGGUUAUUCUUGGUAUUGUAUCAGGUAUAUUAAAAACAAAGGAGAAGCAAAAAAUAAUCCCGAACCUCGGCAAUUUCUAUUCAUGGAAAAGAAUUCAGAAUCCAAAAGAUUAAGAAAAAUUGGAGAUAAACAUGCUUCUAGAGUUCAUGGCGGUCAAAAUUCAACUUCGCAACAUCUUGAAUUUCUUAGCAAAAUUGCAAUAAGAUAUAAAAUAGACUGUUUUAAUUCUAGAAAGUAUUAUACUGAGGGUAAUACUUCAAAUUCUGACCUUGACUCAGAUCCAGAGCCUAAACCUGAAACUCUAGCUCCUACACCCAAGCCAAUUAAUAAGAAUACUUCUAAAAUUGAGGAUAUCUAUGACUUAUAUGAGA
Dentiscutata erythropus is the source of this 672-nucleotide messenger RNA. The record is from the annotation of a GenBank genome assembly. Lineage: Eukaryota; Fungi; Glomeromycota; Glomeromycetes; Diversisporales; Gigasporaceae.